This is a messenger RNA of Soboliphyme baturini, 495 nucleotides long. Lineage: Eukaryota; Metazoa; Nematoda; Enoplea; Dioctophymatida; Soboliphymatidae. The record is from the annotation of a GenBank genome assembly.
AUGAAUCCGGAUAUCAAGGAGGCACAUCGGCUGAGGGGCUGGUACGAUUCUGAAGCCAAACCGGAAACCAUCAAGAAUCUGUCCGUUGCCAGCGCGGGUGGCGGAUUUACGUUACUGGCACAAGCGGAAACGGAGCGCCUUGGGUCAGGAGACAAAGCUGACUAUUUUGGCGUCAAAGCUAUGGUAAUAGGUGUCAAACGAGAUUCAUGCCUUUACCAGGCCUGUCCCACUGCAGACUGCAAAAAGAAGGUGUAUGACGAAAACAACGGUAUGUACCGUUGUGAAAAGUGCAACAAACACUAUCCAAACUUCAAAUGGCGCAUGCUACUGUCGGUAAUUACGCGUUUAGGUACACAUAUGCGAUUUUACUUUGUCGCAGUGGGUGACAAUGUUCGAAGAUUAAGAUACCUAAAGUCUAGAACAGAUUACGUUGAAACACUUCCUCAGCCGAUUUUUGGUUUCUCCCUUGUCUUCAACGGCCCGUUGACCAGGUAG